Molecule: messenger RNA, 1260 nt
Organism: Scheffersomyces stipitis CBS 6054
Lineage: Eukaryota; Fungi; Ascomycota; Pichiomycetes; Serinales; Debaryomycetaceae
Gene: KTR2
Product: mannosyltransferase
Exons: 1
Coding region: 1-1260 (419 amino acids)
Biological process (GO): cell wall mannoprotein biosynthetic process; protein N-linked glycosylation
Cellular component (GO): Golgi apparatus; membrane
Molecular function (GO): alpha-1,2-mannosyltransferase activity
Source: RefSeq, a predicted model, not a curated record
AUGCCUGGGAUCAGGCUAAGAUAUGCUCUUUUAGCCCUAGUAUUUGCUAUAUACUACUACAUCGUUCUACUGUACCGAGAUCAGUUUUCUGACAUCAAGAAAUGCUUUUCCAGUAUCAGAGCCAAGAUUGAAGACUAUGAUUCCUCUAAGAAAGGUCAGCCGAAGCUAGCCUCGAAUAGCUAUCUUGAGGCAGACAUGCUUUACCGAGAUCGUACCCAAGUAGGAAUUGAGAAUGCCACAAUGGUUAUGUUGGUUCGAAAUCGAGAAUUGGAAGGAGCACUUUCUUCGAUGAGAUCUUUGGAAGACAGAUUCAACAGGCAGUACAAGUAUCCCUGGGUUUUCUUGAACGAUGAACCAUUUACUGAAGAGUUUAUAGAGCAAACAAUGCUUAUGGCUAGUAGUCAGACAUUUUACGAGUUGAUACCGUCUCUGGACUGGAAUAUGCCUGACUUCAUUGAUAACGAGAGAGUGGAGCAGAACAUUGCUAAUUCCACUGAUGUGAUAUAUGGGUUUCUGAAAUCAUACAGAAACAUGUGCCACUUCAAUUCGGGUUAUUUUUACAAGCAGAAGCGACUUUUGAACUAUGACUGGUAUUUUAGAGUCGAGCCAGAUGUAGAAUACAUGUGUGAUUUCCAAUACGAUCCAUUUACAUUGCUACGUACCAACAAUAAAAUCUAUGGAUUUGUAAUAGCCAUCCAUGAGUACGAGAAUACAAUACCGACGCUCUGGCCCACUGUGGAGAAAUUUAUGCAGACAUAUCCUGAUCUUAUCCAUGCGAACAACUCGUUGAAGUUCAUCACCACCAACGAGCUGUCUCUUAACCACUGGGUUACACCCAUACAGUCGUCUAGUGACUACAACUUGUGCCAUUUCUGGUCAAACUUUGAGAUCGGAAAUCUCAACUUCUUCCGGGGAGAAGCCUACAAUAAGUACUUUGACUUUCUAGACAGGGCCGGAGGGUUCUACUACGAGCGUUGGGGAGAUGCUCCGGUCCAUUCCAUAGGACUCAAUUUGUUGGCAGACAAGAACCUGAUCCAUCAUUUCGAAGAUAUAGGCUACUACCAUCCUCCAUACUUAGCCUGUCCUAGCUCCAAAGAUGUGAUAGCUGCGAAGCGGUGUGUUUGUAGAAAACGCGGAAACGAUGGUGAAGUAAUCGAUUCUGCCAUCGACGUCAACGUGUUCAGCUGUCUCAGCAGAUGGUGGAGGUAUGGAGCAGGCAAACGGUUCCUUAAUGAAAUCGACUAUACUUUCAAUAACUGA